AUGGUGUACAGCAGCUCGACAGCUCCUCCAGAACAGUUUUCUGUCUCGCUUACGGCCCUCAGCAGGGCUGCGGCCUCCCGCAAGAAGAACGCCGGCCUCGAGGCCGUGCGGCCGCGGCUGCUCCUGCUCGCCCACCAUUCCUGGGAAGCUCCGGGUGACUCGGCCCUGCUCCCCGGGCACCAGCUGCACCCCGGCUCUGGCAGCCGGACGCGCAGCGCUGCCGGCCGCAGGCUGCCCGCUCUCUCCGUCCGAGCCCGCCAGCUCCUCCCGGGCCAGGGCGCGGCUGCCCGAGCCCCCGAGCAGCUGCGGGAGGCCGCCCGCUGCCUGCUGCUGGACGCGGACGGGAGGAGCGUGCCCUUCCCGGCGCUGUACGCGGAGCAGAAAGCCAUCGUGCUGUUCGUGCGGAAUUUUUUGUGUUAUACCUGUAAGGAGUACGUAGAAGACCUGGCAAAAGUCCCCAAGGCAUUUUUACAAGAAUCAAAUGUGAGGCUUAUAGUUAUUGGGCAGUCGUCAUAUCAUCACAUCAAGCCCUUUUGCAGUUUAACUGGGUAUACACAUGAAAUGUAUGUAGAUCCACAAAGGGAACUUUAUAAAGUACUUGGCAUGAAAAGAGGUGAAGGAAAUAAAGUAUCAGUUCAGAGCCCUCAUGUGAAAUCAAACACACUACUUGGAAGCAUUAGGAGUAUAUGGAGAGCAAUGACUGGCCCAGCUUUUGAUUUUCAAGGAGACCCUGCUCAGCAGGGAGGAGCUUUGAUUAUAGGCCCAGGCAAUGAAGUUCAUUUUUUGCACCUUGAUAAAAACAGGCUGGAUCAUGUUCCCAUUAAUACAGUUUUGCAGCUGGCAGGAGUUAAAACAGUGAAUUUCUCAAACAAACCCCAGAUUAUUGACAUAUGACACUGAUGUAAUAUAUACUUUUCUAAAAAAUUUGUGCUCUACAAGAACAGUUCUGCAGUGAAUUCCAACAAGCAUUGGUUCUGUUGUGUCUUUGUGGGACAUCUGAAACCUUAUGGAGAAAAUCAGAGCAUAGAAACUACCUGACACUAGAGAUGGAUACAAAAGUGUUAUUUCCAUUGAGUACAAGGUAAUAAAAACUAAAACAAAACUGAGACUGAUUGAAAAAAAAUCCUGGAGCUUAUUAUUUUCUCAUCAAACAAUUUUGCUAAUAUAUUUUAAAAAUCAUUGUUCAAGGCACACUAAAGUAAGGAACCAGAUUUUGCUCAGGAAAACUUGGCUUCUUGCCUUCAGCAGAUCAAUGCCGGCUUUCAAUCCAAGACUUCUCAGCGCUGUUUGAAAGCUUCCAGCAGUAUAAAAAUUUUGUAUUGAAAUACACCUUGAAAAGUCACAAUUUUGAACACCUGGACUUAAGCUUAUGCCUACUCUUGUAUCUGGCACUGGCAGAAGUUAUGAAAUAUAUUU
Messenger RNA from Ficedula albicollis (Collared flycatcher), 1416 nucleotides. It is a transcript of the gene PRXL2C, whose product is annotated as AhpC/TSA antioxidant enzyme domain containing 1. The coding region runs from base 1 to 894 and encodes 297 amino acids. The record is from RefSeq and is a predicted model, not a curated record. The transcript is spliced from 8 exons. Lineage: Eukaryota; Metazoa; Chordata; Aves; Passeriformes; Muscicapidae.